This is a messenger RNA of Selaginella moellendorffii, 557 nucleotides long. RefSeq names its product protein MHF1 homolog. Gene Ontology annotation, cellular component: FANCM-MHF complex; Fanconi anaemia nuclear complex. The transcript has 4 exons. Bases 12 to 425 code for a protein of 137 amino acids. Lineage: Eukaryota; Viridiplantae; Streptophyta; Lycopodiopsida; Selaginellales; Selaginellaceae. The record is from RefSeq and is a predicted model, not a curated record. Gene Ontology annotation, molecular function: protein heterodimerization activity; chromatin binding. Gene Ontology annotation, biological process: replication fork processing; resolution of meiotic recombination intermediates.
GCGAAGAUAAUAUGGAGGAAGUAGAGGUCGAGGGGGAGGAGGAGGAAGAGGAAGUGGCUGUGGUGGAGGAAGAGGAUCGAGUGAAGGAAGAACGGGCGCGGGUGUUGCGUGAUCGGCUUCGCAUUGCUGUGAUUGGCGUCGCUGAAUCACAAGCUCGACAGAGUGGACUGACUGUUUCCCAGCCGGUGAUGACGGCCAUCUGCGACAUCACCCACAAGUUCACCGAACAGCUAGGCAAGGAGCUCCAACUGUUUGCGCAUCACGCCGGUCGAAAGUCGAUCAACAUGGACGAUGUUAUCCUGGCUGCGCGCAGGAAUGAGGACGUGGCCACGGCGCUCAAGGCAGCGUCGCACGAGCUGCCCGACAAGAAGAGGAAAAAGGCUCAGGGGGAGCAACAAGACAACCAUUUUCUAGUGAUCGAUUAGUUCAUCUGGAGUGGAGGAUCAUCGUUGUUUAGGACUGGAUGACUUUGGAAAGAGAGAGCGGACACGUUUACUUGCAUUAGCCGCAACAACAAUAAUGCAAAUAGAGCGAUUGGGCCCGGCCCGGCGUCAAAU